Molecule: messenger RNA, 1956 nt
Organism: Pseudophryne corroboree (corroboree frog)
Lineage: Eukaryota; Metazoa; Chordata; Amphibia; Anura; Myobatrachidae
Gene: WRAP73
Product: WD repeat containing, antisense to TP73
Exons: 12
Coding region: 180-1532 (450 amino acids)
Biological process (GO): microtubule anchoring at mitotic spindle pole body
Cellular component (GO): microtubule organizing center; MWP complex; mitotic spindle
Molecular function (GO): protein binding
Source: RefSeq, a predicted model, not a curated record
CCACGCCCCAUUCCCUUGCCAGCCUCGGCAUUUCUCGGCUAUGUAAUUAGCCUAAAGCACGCCUACCUGUGAGUUCCACGCCCCCCGACGCCAUUCCGCAUCCAGUGACCUGUGCGUAUCCCGCCCACCGCACCGACUAUGGUGGACCCGGCGGCUGCGGUCUGACUGGAGGCUACACCAUGAAUUUCUCCGAGCUGUUCAAGGUCUCCGGACAGCUGUGCAGGUUCUCCCCCAGCGGGAAGUAUCUGGCUUCCUGUGUGCAGUACCGGCUCGUCAUCCGUGAUGUUAGCACACUGCAGAUUCUCCAGCUCUACACCUGUCUGGAUCAGAUUCAGAGCAUUGAGUGGUCUACAGACUCCUUGUUUAUCCUGUGUGCCAUGUACAAGAGGGGCAUCGUACAGGUCUGGUCUCUGGAGCAGCCUGACUGGCACUGCAAGAUUGACGAGGGGUCGGCAGGGCUGGUGUCCUCCUGUUGGAGCCCAGAUGGCCGUCACAUUCUCAACACAACAGAGUUUCAUCUGCGGAUAACUCUGUGGUCACUCAGUGCAAAAUCUGUGUCAUACAUCAAGUAUCCAAAAGCUUGUCAGAAGGGAAUAGCCUUCACAAGCGAUGGGCGGCACAUGGCUCUAGCAGAGAGACGGGACUGCAAAGAUUACAUUAGCAUAUUUGUGUGCAACGACUGGCGCCUGCUAAGGCAUUUCGAGACAGACACUCAGGACCUGACCGGCAUCGAUUGGGCCCCCAAUGGCUGUGUCCUCGCUGUGUGGGACACGUGUCUGGAGUACAAGGUGUUACUGUAUUCGUUAGACGGACGCCUGCUGUCCAGCUACGGCGCCUACGAGUGGUCCCUGGGUAUUAAAUCUGUCGCCUGGAGCCCAAGCAGCCAGUUCCUUGCAGUUGGUAGCUAUGAUGAGAAGGUUCGAAUCCUUAACCACGUUACAUGGAAGCCGAUCAAAGAACUCGCACAUCCAGCUACAAUAUCCAGCCCAAAGAUUGUGGUUUACAAGGAGGUGGACAAAUGCCAGAGUGUUGUACCUAGCCAGCUUACCUUUCCUCCUCCACGAGGGAUCCCCAACAGUCUAUUUACAGUCCACAGUAAAUAUGACCUCACAGAGGUGCCGGUGUCCUUACGCACCAUCAAACCCGAUACGGAUCGUGCAAAUCCAGAACUUGGCAUCGGGCUGUUGGCGUUUAGCCCUGAUAAUCGGUACUUGGCAACUAAAAACGACAACAUGCCAUUUUGUGUCUGGAUAUGGGACAUGCAGAAGAUGAGGCUAUUUGUAGUGCUGGAGCAGACAUCACCUGUGAGGUCUUUUCAGUGGGACCCCAUCCGGCCGAGGCUAGCCAUCUGCACUGGAAAUAGCAAUGUGUAUUUGUGGUCUCCUACUGGCAGUCUGUCCGUGCAAGUGCCAGUGGAAGGUGAUUUUAAAGUGCUGGCAAUAGCAUGGCAUCCGCUUGGAGAAGACUCCCUACUUCUCAUAAGUAAGGAUCAUCUCUGUCUUUGUUACUUGGAGACUGGAGAUGAGCAGUGACCUCAGACGGAAGCUAUCUAAGAAAAACAUGUUUACAUAAUGGACUAAGGACACUGGACGUAGUAACUACAGCCCUGAAGAAUCUGCGGCUAUGGCUAUUUCUAAAUGAACGGACUGUCACGCGGGGAUCAUUGUGUCUGCAGAGCUCAGGACAAGGCAGGAACACUGUAUAUCUGCUGCAGUGCUUCCUUAUGUGUUGCCAGUCUGCAGUAAUGCUACCUAUUUAUGUCAGGCCACAAAGCAGCCCAUGAACUUAGAUUUGUGGUAGCCAUAGUAGGUGUUCUAUUUGCGUAACACACUUGCGCUAGAUUGUAGAGCCCUUUAGUAGGCUAAACAUUCCAUGUUAAUAGACUGUAUAUUGUGAUGUAAAUACAAUUUGAAAAUAUUAUUUAUGUUUAUCAAUAAACCCUUUUCAAUUUUUGAA